Molecule: messenger RNA, 607 nt
Organism: Lineus longissimus
Lineage: Eukaryota; Metazoa; Nemertea; Pilidiophora; Heteronemertea; Lineidae
Product: bolA-like protein DDB_G0274169
Exons: 6
Coding region: 127-525 (132 amino acids)
Cellular component (GO): mitochondrion
Source: RefSeq, a predicted model, not a curated record
CCCCAGAUGGCGCGGAUAGCAUGAUGAUCCACACCAGCUUUUAGGAAAGACUUCACAGUUUCUACGUUUUCCUGAUUAUCUAAUCCACCCUGUCCCAUUUAAGCGCGAGAGCCUGUGAAAGAAUAAAUGAAUCGAGCAAUCGGACAGCUCCUUAGAAUACAAGCUCUUGUGGACUCGGGUCAAAUCCUUGCGAGAAGCAUGUCAACGAUGAAUCCAGUAGAGACCAGUAUACGGGAAAAGUUAAGUCUGGAGUUACAGCCUGUGCACCUCGAUGUGAUGAAUGAGAGUUACAUGCACAAUGUACCAAAAGGAUCAGAAAGCCAUUUUAAAGUUGUGGUUGUUUCAGAAAAAUUCACUGGGCUCCCUUUAAUCAAAAGACACCGACUGGUCAACCAUGUGCUACAGGAAGAGCUAGAGAAAACUGUUCAUGCAUUAUCAAUUACUGCUAAGACACCAGAACAAUGGGAAAAUUCAAACCAAACAGUUCACAAAUCGCCACCUUGUCGAGGAGGAGCAGGCAAAUAGAUGCAGUUGAAGCAAUUGUCUUUGUAUAAUGUAUAUAUUUUGUAGAUAUUGCAAAUUAAAGGUACCAGAACGUUAUAAAGAA